AUCAAAAUUCCCCCCUAGUUAGUUUGUCCUUAGUGACUUUCCGUACAUUUCAGCUGUUGUAAACUUUUUGUUUCUUUGAAUUAUUAUUCAGGCUCAAAUUGACAUGCAUCGCUCAAUAAAAAAAAGUGAGUCUGGCAUUGAUUCCAACAUUUCAGGCCACCCGUAUUGCGUCUCAGUAUUGAAAGAGGGCUACUGCACAGCUGAGCCAGACGGCUCGUUUAGAGCUGACGGUACCAUUUCUUUAAUUACCGGACCACAAAAUAUUCUAGUAGACACCGGGGGUCCUUGGGACCGAGACUUUCUCGUCGAAAAACUAAAGGAGAAGGGUAUGACGCCAGAAAGUGUUGCUAUAGUAGUAGGAACACACGGCCACUCUGACCACGUGGGAAACUUAGGGUUGUUUCCAGACGCCAAAAUAAUUGUGGGAUGUGACAUAAGCGUGGGGGAUCGAUAUCUACCAAACCAGCUGGCUGAGGGACAGCCACACCCUAUUGACGAUUUUGUAUCCAUCAUUCCAACACCUGGCCACAUGGGCAGAGAUGUCAGUGUCCUGGUAAAGGGAACAUCAGAGGGUACAGUCCUUGUCGCUGGAGACUUGUUUGAACGUUGUCAUGAUGAAGAUUCCUGGAAGGAGCUGAGCGAGAACCCUCAAAUACAAGAGACCAACCGACAGAAGGCGUUACAGAUAGCGGAUCCCAAAUCAUUUUUAGGACCGGAAAACAUCUGCUUCAGCACAUUUUGUAUUAGCACAUUUACUCCACUAGAGUGCUGUCAGAAAUAAUGGAUGUAAAUUGAUCG
Molecule: messenger RNA, 798 nt
Organism: Pimephales promelas (fathead minnow)
Lineage: Eukaryota; Metazoa; Chordata; Actinopteri; Cypriniformes; Leuciscidae
Gene: mblac1
Product: metallo-beta-lactamase domain containing 1
Source: RefSeq, a predicted model, not a curated record